AUGGCAGACUUGCCUAAGCACCGAAUUUCGUUGGUAAGGGCAUUUUCCAGCGUGGCCAUUGAUUGCUGCGGGCCAUUCUUUAUUAGAACAGGCGCCGAGUCCCGUGGACGCACUCAAAGGAUCGACAUAGUUGUCUUUGUAUGCACCUCAACCAAGGCAGUCCAUCUGGAAAUUGUAAGCAGUUUGUCAUCCGAAGCAUUCAUGAGCAGCUUCAGACGAUUCACUUCACGUAGAGGAGUUUGCAAAGAAGUGUUCUCAGAUAACGGAAGGAAUUUCCUAGGAGCAUCACGUGAACUUCAACGUCUGUUAGCAGAAGAAGCUCAAACCAUUCAAGACCAAACAAUCAACCAGAACAUUACCUGGCACUUUCAACCGGCUCGUUCUCCGCACUUCAACGGAUUAGUCGAAGCAGCAGUGAAGUCAGCAAAGACUCAUCUCAAGAAAGUUAUUGGCGAGCAACGACUAAAUUAUGAGGAAUUUUAUACAAUUCUCACACAGGUCGAAGCCGUGUUGAAUAGUAGGCCGAUCACCAUUCUGUCGGACGAUCCCAGAGAUCCACAACCAUUGACUCCGGGUCAUUUUUUGCUUUUGGCACCACCGACUCAGUUGCCUGAUGAAAAUCUUGCAUCCGUGAGGAUGAACCACUUGACAAGAUGGCAAUUGUGUCAGCGGAUUGUACAAGAUUUUGUGAGAAAGUGGAGGCUAUCCUACUUGCACACACUUCAAGAGCGCUCAAAAUGGCACACGGAGAAAGAGAACCUGAAGGUGGAUGACACAGUGAUCUUGCACGAUGCUUCCAUAGGAACCACCAAAUGGACGACAGGAAGAGUUGUUGGAGUCCACACUGGAGGAGACGGGAAGGUGAGAGUCAUCGACAUAAAAACCCCGACAGGAACCUAUACCAGGUCAGUGACUAAAGUCGCCAAACUUCCAACAUGUGAGAGUCACAAUCUCCCCCGGGAGCAUGUAUAG
This is a messenger RNA of Phlebotomus papatasi, 972 nucleotides long. RefSeq lists its product as uncharacterized. Gene Ontology annotation, molecular function: nucleic acid binding. Lineage: Eukaryota; Metazoa; Arthropoda; Insecta; Diptera; Psychodidae. Gene Ontology annotation, biological process: DNA integration. The coding region runs from base 1 to 972 and encodes 323 amino acids. The transcript has a single exon. The record is from RefSeq and is a predicted model, not a curated record.